Messenger RNA from Lolium perenne, 1255 nucleotides. Its product is annotated as 2-alkenal reductase (NADP(+)-dependent). Lineage: Eukaryota; Viridiplantae; Streptophyta; Magnoliopsida; Poales; Poaceae. The record is from RefSeq and is a predicted model, not a curated record. Gene Ontology annotation, molecular function: oxidoreductase activity, acting on the CH-CH group of donors, NAD or NADP as acceptor.
GCAUCGAGCAGGACUAGCAAGUCAAUUCACAUCACACCGGAUCCAUCCAUCGUCGGAAACCAUGGCGGAUCAGCUCAAGAGCCGGCGCGUGAUCCUCAAGGAGUACGUGGAGGGCUACCCGACGGAGGAGCACAUGGAGCUCCUCCCGGCCGCCGACGUCGACCAGGCCGCGGCGGCGGCGGCGGAAGACGGGUCGGUGCUGGUCAAGAACCUGUACCUAUCCUGCGACCCCUACAUGCGGCCCAAGAUGUCCCGCCCGCUCGGCCAGUCCUCCUACACCUCCGCCUUCGUCCCGGGCUCCGCCAUCACCGGCUACGGCGUCGCCCAGGUGGUCCGCUCCUCCCUCCCCGCCCUCGCCCCCGGCGACCUCGUGCGGGGCAUCACGGGCUGGGAGGACUACAGCGUCAUCAGGCCGCCCUUCACGGGCCUCCUCGCCAAGAUCCAACCCGACCACCACGGCGUGCCGCUGUCCUACUACACGGGCAUCCUCGGCAUGCCGGGCCUCACCGCGUACGUGGGGUUCCACCACAUCUGCUCCCCGAAGGCCGGCGAGGCGGUGUUCGUGUCCGCCGCCUCCGGCGCCGUGGGCCAGCUGGUGGGGCAGUUCGCGAGGCUCACGGGGUGCCGCGUGGUCGGCAGCGCCGGGUCCGACGAGAAGGUGGAGCUGCUCAGGACCAAGUUCGGCUUCCACGACGCGUUCAACUACAAGGCCGAGGACGGCGACCUCGCCGGCGCUCUCAGGCGGCGCUUCCCCGACGGCAUCGACGUCUACUUCGAGAACGUCGGCGGGAAGAUGCUCGAGGCCGUGCUGCUCAACAUGAAGACGCACGGCCGCAUCGCCGUCUGCGGCCUCAUCUCGCAGUACAACCUCACGCCGGGCGAGAAGGAGGGCGGCGCCGGCGUGCGCAACCUAGAGUGCGUCGUCACCAAGCGCAUCCGGAUGCAGGGGUUCAUCGAGCCCGACCACAAGCACGUGUACCCGGAGUACGAGUCGUGGGUGGUGCCGCACAUCAGGGAAGGCAGGGUCGUCUACGUCGAGGACGUCGCGGAGGGGCUCGAAGCCGCGCCCAAGGCGCUCAUCGGACUAUUCCAUGGUCGCAACGUCGGCAAGCAGGUCGUCAGCAUCGCUGCUCCACAGACUUAAUUAGCUCAUGAAUCUUAUCUUUCGGAGUUGAACGUUGGUGUGCAUUAUAGUUAUGCAGAGAUCGAUUGUAAUGUUCAAACCAUUCGAGUAAUAAAUAAUCUUUAUCGCAAA